GGGAGCGGGCGCGGCAGAGGGUGCUCGUGUGUGCCGGGAGCCUGCGGAGCCCGGGAGCCGCGGCGCCUCCCGCCCCGGCUGCGAGCACAGACCCAGCCUACCCCUGGGUGAAGCCACCACCUCCGAGGCCAGGAAGCUGUGCCGUGUGUGCCCCGCGUCUGCUCACAGCCGGCUGCUUCUCAGAGAGUGGGAGAGCUCACAUCGGGAUGUUGGAAAUGUGCAGGAGCCCCUGAUUGGGACUUGCUGUGGGAUAAAAGAAAUGAAGUUCUACGGGCUGGCUGGCAAGGAGGAGAGCGUGAUCAGAUUCGUGUGCUCCACACUCACUGGAUUUUGAAUUCCUGCAAGGAUGGAAAAUCCCCCUGCUGUGGGAUAAGCUGCCCCAUCUGUGCCUGCCUCAGCAUGCUGAAAGCUUCCACCUCGACUCCAACAUCACACCAGCUCCGGCCGUCGAACCUCGUUAGAACUUUGUCUGCUCAACUCCAGAGCCUGCUCAGCUCUGCCCUGCUCCUGCAGCCCACGAUUCCAUCACUCUAAUGAGCUGAACGAGUCCAGCGAGGAGCUUCAGGCUCUGUCUAACGCACCGGCCCUUUUGCAGAGCUCGGCCCUGCAGUGGUGUUGGAAGCGGCUCCCCCAUGGCUGCAGCCGGCGGCGAGGGGACAGAAGGGACCCGGCUCCUGCCGGCCGGCGCUGCCCUGGCCCUGCUCGGUGGCCUGGUCUACCUUGGCGCCCUGUGCGCUGCCUGUAAACGGAAGGGCAGGAAGAAGGUUGCUCCGGACGGGGUGAAGCUCGUGGAUGAGGCCCUGCUCCGCCAGACGCAGCUGCGGUCACUCAGCAAGUCGGACACGAAGCUGCACGAGCUGUACCGGGUGAAGGUCAGAGACGACGUCCAGCGUCCGGCCAGCCUGGAUCUCGCUUGUCCCGCGGCCCCUGGAGGCGAAUCCCUGCACAGCACCGGCCUCCUGCACCGCGAGCUGCCCCAGAUCCCCGUCCCUGAGCCCCCGGCCGCCUCCCCAGCUCCCGAUCAGACCUACUCCAACCUGCUCUUCACCCCGCUGCGGAAACCAGCGCCAGACACUGUCUAUGAGUGCCUGGCAGUGGAGGGCGAGGACGCCCCGGUGCCCCCCAUGCCCGCUGGCACCCAGGUGUCCCCUCCACGGGCUGUGCAUGGGGCAGCCGAUUAUGCCUGUGUCCAUAAGGUGAAGAAGACGGUGUCAGUGGAGGUGCAGGAUGGGGCUGCGGCAGGGCCCCCUGGAACACAGCACUGCUGGGAUGGUGCAGGCAAUGCCCCCCAGGCCAAGCUGGAAGAGAUGUACUCAACGGUGUGCAAAGCCACCAGAAAGAAAUCCCAGGUCCCUGCAUCGAGCCAAAGGGCCGUGAAGGAGGCAGGUUCCGGGUGGCUGCCCCCCCUCCAGCAGGAGAGGGCCCCGGCAGCCCCAGGCCCCCCUGACCCCUGUUAUGAGUCCAUCAACGACAGAGCAUGGACUGCUCAGGGCCGUGGCCCCGACCCUGACUAUGAGGCCGUGGACAUUAACUGGAAGAAGACGGCAAAACGGGGCAAGCUGGGGAUGCCCUGUGUCCCCGAGAACCUGUACGAGAGUGUGGUGGACAUUUGGGCAGGGGAGCCCCGGAAAGCCUCUGCACGGACAGCGGCCAAUGGGCUGGAGGUUUACAUCACCAACCUAUAGCCCCCCAGGAGCAGGGGCAGGGCCAUAGCAGGGUCCCACCCGGCUGGACACUGUCAGGUGCCGGGGGACAGGUGCCAACAGCCCUGUGCCCACCAGACCAGCUGCAUCCCUGCACACACUCUCUGUAUGUAUUUUCUGUUACUUUUCUAUGAGUGUCCUUGUCCCAUCCCAGCCCAGCUGGUGCCAGCAGGUUGAUGGUGGGAUGUCCCAAGAUGGGUAUUUUGGGGGUGCUGUGUGGGACCCCAGUGAGACAGGGCUGGUGCUGGCACGAGAUGGGAACAGGGUGGGGACCAUGUUUUGGGGUGGGGGAAUAACAGGGCUGUGGCCAGCCCCGUGCCUUGGGCUGCAGGAUCAGACCCUCAUCAGCGGGUUUCUACCAUGACUGAGAGUCUCUGUCCUCUUCACACUGUGGGGGAGCCAAAGGCUCCCUCCAGCCCCCAGGAAGCCCUGAGAAGCUUUGCUCCCAUCACAGAACAUCCCUUGUUAUGGGGAGAUGGGGUCAGCCCUGCCUUCAUGAAAUCAUAGCAUAUCCUGAGUUGGAAAGGACCCACAAGAGCUCAUUGAGUCCGACUCCUGACCCUGCACAGGACAACACAAAUUUCCCUGCUGUGGGCUGUGGGCUCUGCUCCAUCCUCCAUUCCCACCCUUUCAGACCCAUGCAAGGAUGUCUCCAUGGGCAGCCCUCUCCCAAACACCAUUAAAAGCCUGAGAGAAGGUUUACACUCUUAAA
Corvus hawaiiensis (hawaiian crow) is the source of this 2415-nucleotide messenger RNA. RefSeq names its product Lck interacting transmembrane adaptor 1 (gene LIME1). Lineage: Eukaryota; Metazoa; Chordata; Aves; Passeriformes; Corvidae. The record is from RefSeq and is a predicted model, not a curated record. Gene Ontology annotation, biological process: B cell receptor signaling pathway; T cell receptor signaling pathway. Bases 633 to 1685 code for a protein of 350 amino acids. The transcript has 7 exons.